CAAUAAUUUACCAAUUUUAAAUAUAGGGAAUCUGGGUCCCACUUCCCCGCAGCUCCUCUACAGAUGAAUUGAUUAAUAGUACACAAAAAACUGAGCAUAAAAAUAAAGAAAAGUACAACGCGGUGCGAGAAACUCUGAUCAAUAAAUUCUCCGACACUUCGUCUCAACAACCUUAGAAUCUUGUUUCCUCUAAAAAGUCAAUUUUUUCAUUUUUUUCCCCCCGAUAAACUUGAUCAGUUGCUUAUCUUCUUAUUUUCUCUGGUAACAAUUGAUCUGCAGCUGUCGGCAAGAGGAUUAUUCAUUUAUUCGGUGGUGAGGAUAUUUAUUUUACCUUUCCGAAACAAGUGUUUGUUGAAAUGCCCCAGUGACCUCAGUGGCCAGUGCAUGUGUUUUGGGCUAUGGGUUCCUGAUAAAUCAAGUUGGGUAGUUAUAAAAAUUUGUCAUUUAUAUCUAUUUUGGGAAAGAGAAUCUUGUAAAGGUGGAUUUCUGACAUGGGUUUUGCUUGAAAUGGGUGUGCAAAUUAUAAAGUUUCAAUUUUGGUGCUGUUAAACAUUACAGUAGAUGCCAUUUAUUAUUUGAGAGAGUUUGAUUGGGUAAAUAGAGCAAUUGGGAGAUGGGAUCUGGUAAUGGGUUUUACAAAGGGGAAGAGUUUACUUUGGACCCCAAAUGGUUGGUGGAUCCAAAGCUUCUCUUGGUCGGACCGAAGAUUGGAGAAGGAGCUCAUGCCAAAGUUUACGAGGGAAAAUACAAAAACCAGAACGUUGCCAUCAAAAUUGUUCAGAAGGGAGAGACACCUGAAGAGAUUGCUAAGAGGGAGGGCAGAUUUGGAAGGGAAGUCGAAAUGCUUUCCAGAGUCCAACACAAAAAUUUGGUUAAGCCUGUAAUGGUUAUAGUAACUGAGCUUCUACUUGGGGGGACAUUACGAAAAUAUUUGAUUAACUUGCGACCCAGGUGCCUCGAUAUGCGGGUGGCUAUCGGGUUUGCACUUGAUAUAGCUCGGGCAAUGGAAUGUUUACACUCACAUGGAAUUAUACACCGUGACCUUAAACCUGAAAAUUUGCUAUUGACAGAAGAUCAUAAAACUGUAAAACUUGCGGAUUUUGGUUUGGCAAGAGAAGAGUCAUUGACUGAAAUGAUGACUGCUGAGACUGGAACUUAUCGCUGGAUGGCUCCAGAGCUCUACAGUACAGUGACACUAAGGCAUGGAGAAAAGAAGCAUUACAACCAUAAAGUGGAUGCCUACAGCUUUGCAAUUGUGCUGUGGGAGCUCAUUCAUAACAAGUUGCCAUUUGAAGGCAUGUCUAAUUUACAGGCUGCUUAUGCUGCUGCUUUCAAGAAUGCAAGGCCGAGUGCCGAGAACCUUCCGGAAGAACUCGCGUCAAUCGUGACACUAUGUUGGAAGGAAGACCCAAAUGAUCGCCCGAACUUCACCCAAAUCACACAAAUGCUCCUCCGAUAUUUGUCGACAAUCUCGCCUGUCGUGCCACAUAGGAUUUUCACUUCAGAUAGGAAUGCUGUUUUCCCACCUGAGUCUCCUGGGACGAGCUCGUUAAUGGCCAAGAGAGAUGAUAACAAUGGUGACACGCCGAAAACACCAAUGGAGGAUGAAGCUAGGAAUUCUUUCUUGUGCUGUAGUUAGAUUUAAAAUUAAUUGCUAGACUAAAGAUGUUUAAUUUUUCCUGUUAACUAAGUGUCUUUUGCAUGAAUUCUUGAUUAUGAAAAAUGUAGUUUUGAUUGGAAUUUUCCAGUUAUGGAUAGGGUACUGGAAAUUGGACCCAAAUCUGACUAGGAAGCAAAAACUUGUAUAUUGUAUGGAUUUUGGGCAAGAGCUGUUGUAUUAUAGUUGUGAAAUAAAGUGAAUUUUAAUCG
This is a messenger RNA of Striga asiatica, 1869 nucleotides long. NCBI's taxonomy places the organism in Eukaryota, Viridiplantae, Streptophyta, Magnoliopsida, Lamiales, Orobanchaceae. The record is from the annotation of a GenBank genome assembly.